AUGCCGUUGAGCCACUGGGGGCUUAGCUUCCGAUCAGAGCAGGCUAUUUGUUUAGCUGUCUGUGCUCUAGUCAAGGCUGAAGAUCCUAAUGAAAGUGACGCAGCUUCUGAUAAUAAAAAAGAUCUCACUACAGCAGAGACUGGCUACGGAGGUGGAGGUUAUGGAGGAUACGGUGGAGGAGGUUAUGGUGGCGGUAAAGGAGGCUACGGUGGUGGAGGGUACGGUAGCGGAGGACAUGGUGGAUACGGUGGUGGAGGGUAUGGUGGCGGAGGACAUGGUGGAUACGGUGGUGGAGGCUAUGGUGGCGGAGGACAUGGUGGAUACGGUGGUGGAGGCUAUGGUGGAUACGGAUACGGGAGCGGUAAAGGAGGAUACGGUGGUGGAGGUUAUGGAGGAUACGGUGGCGGAGGAUACGGGAGCGGUAAAGGAGGAUACGGUGGUGGAGGUUAUGGUGGAUACGGUGGCGGAGGUUAUGGAGGAUACGGGGGUGGAGGUCAUGGUGGAUAUGGUGGUGGAGGCUAUGGAGGAUACGGUGGUGGAGGACGUGGAGGAUACGGUGGUUAUGGUUGGUGGUGA
Messenger RNA from Limulus polyphemus (Atlantic horseshoe crab), 576 nucleotides. Its product is annotated as glycine-rich cell wall structural protein 2-like. The coding region runs from base 1 to 576 and encodes 191 amino acids. Lineage: Eukaryota; Metazoa; Arthropoda; Merostomata; Xiphosura; Limulidae. The transcript is spliced from 3 exons. The record is from RefSeq and is a predicted model, not a curated record.